GUUGCGUGGGGCUGCAUGGCUGGUUCUGGGACGCUGAGCGCUUUCCGUCUCCCGCCGUUGCCCACGAUUCGAGAAAUCAUUAAGUUAUUCAGGCUGCAAGCAGCGAAGCAGCUAUCCCAGAAUUUUCUCCUGGACUUAAGGCUGACAGAUAAAAUUGUAAGGAAAGCUGGGAAUCUGACAGAUGCUUACGUGUAUGAAGUGGGCCCUGGGCCAGGGGGAAUCACAAGAUCCAUUCUUAAUGCCAAUGUUGCUGAACUUUUGGUGGUUGAAAAGGAUAGUCGAUUUAUUCCUGGAUUACAGAUGCUUUCUGAUGCAGCGCCCGGAAAACUGAGAAUUGUCCACGGAGAUGUGUUGACAUUUAAGAUUGAAAGGGCUUUUCCAGAAAGUCUUAAAAGACAGUGGGAGGAUGAUCCUCCAAAUGUACACAUUAUUGGAAAUCUGCCUUUUAAUGUAUCAACUCCGCUGAUUAUCAAGUGGCUUGAAAAUGUUUCUUGUAGAGAUGGACCUUUCAUUUAUGGCAGAACCCAGAUGAUGUUGACUUUUCAAAAGGAAGUGGCAGAGAGACUGACAGCCAAUACAGGAAGCAAACAGCGUAGUCGCCUUUCUAUUAUGGCGCAGUACCUCUGUAGUGUUCAGCACAUCUUGACAAUUCCGGGUCAGGCUUUUGUCCCUAAACCAGAGGUGGACGUGGGCGUGGUGCACUUCACCCCGCUGGUGCGGCCCAGGAUCGAGCAGCCCUUCGAGCUGGUGGAGAAGGUGGUUCAGAAUGCGUUUCAGUUCCGGAGGAAGUACUGCUACCGCGGGCUUGGAAUGUUAUUCCCUGAGGUUGAGCGCGUGGAAAGCACUGGAAAACUGUUAGAACUGGCAGAUGUGGACCCUACCCUUCGACCCACCCAGCUCUCGGUUUCACAUUUUAAGAGCCUGUGUGACGUUUACCGAAAAAUGUGUGAUGAAGACCCACUCCUCUUUGCUUAUAAUUUCAGAGAAGAACUCAAACAAAAUAAAAGCAAAAAUCAGGAAAAAGAGGAUGACAAGGAGAAACACAGACUCUAACAGCAAACCAAAUGUUGCUUUCCACAGUGUUGAGCUGCUCAGGUGUGUACUCUCUUGUCUUCUACAGAAGGACAAUAAAAAUGCGAUUACCAGAUGCGACUUCCUUCCCUUUUACUGUACAGCUUGGUAGAGAAAAUAAAUAUAAUCAAAUAAGA
Lontra canadensis (Northern American river otter) is the source of this 1208-nucleotide messenger RNA. It is a transcript of the gene TFB1M, whose product is annotated as transcription factor B1, mitochondrial. Gene Ontology annotation, cellular component: mitochondrial matrix. Gene Ontology annotation, biological process: rRNA methylation; transcription initiation at mitochondrial promoter. NCBI's taxonomy places the organism in Eukaryota, Metazoa, Chordata, Mammalia, Carnivora, Mustelidae. The record is from RefSeq and is a predicted model, not a curated record. Gene Ontology annotation, molecular function: mitochondrial transcription factor activity; rRNA (adenine-N6,N6-)-dimethyltransferase activity. The transcript has 7 exons. The coding region runs from base 16 to 1053 and encodes 345 amino acids.